This is a messenger RNA of Lactuca virosa, 2930 nucleotides long. The record is from the annotation of a GenBank genome assembly. Lineage: Eukaryota; Viridiplantae; Streptophyta; Magnoliopsida; Asterales; Asteraceae.
UAAAAACCUUGGUUUUCCAGCUCGGCCGUCUCUCUCUCUCUCUCCUUUGGCAAACAACGGCGCGGACAAAUCUUAAACCAAAACAGCUCUUUCUCUUUCUCUCUCUCGAAAAGCACGUUUCCCCCAAAGGCACAUCAGUUUUGAAAUUUCAGUACACAAAAGGAAAUAAAUAGGGGGGAGCUUGAAGAAGGUGAAAAAACCGAGAAACUUACCUAUAAAUAAUACGUAUACCGAUUUUGCACAACUUGUGUGUAAAGAUUCAAAGUGGUUUUCUUUAUUUGCCUCAAAAGAUUGGAUCACGCACAAGUUUUUAUCGGUUGGGUGUUUUUAAAGAACUUGUGUAUUUAUGUUGCACUGAAAUUGAUUGAUGUGGAAGUGAGAGCGAUAGAUGAAGACUUCGUGUUGAAUAUAUAUAUAUCUUCAGGAAUUCUAACAAGUGUUCUAUUCGGGAGAUUGAUUUUGAUUUCUGUAUGUUUGUUGAUUCUCUAAAGAUCUGAUCUGAAGAAAAGAGAAAUCCGGGUUUUAAUGGCGGUGUUCCUUGACGUGUUCUUGCAAGGUAAAGGAUUAUGUUGAUCCUAUAAACCUGUAGCUCGUGAUGUCAAAUUCGUUCAAUUAACAAACAAAAAAGAUUCAAAUUUUCAAACCCUUAUCAAUACAUGGAUUGAAGAAUCAAUUCGACGGAUGCAAUGUCGAAAACAUUAGCAUCUCUCGGGUUGAUUUCAUUGCUUCUGGUCGGCGUUCUUGCCAUCGAUGACGACGGGUCUGAAAACGGAUUCGGAGGGUGUAAUUGCGAAGUGGAAGGGUUCUUCGGGUACAGAAACAUCAUGGAAACACAAAGAGUAAGCGAUUUCUUAAUCGCAGUUGCUUAUUUCUCAAUUCCAAUCGAGCUUCUAUACUUCGUAAGCUGUUCAAACGUCCCCUUCAAAUGGGUUCUCUUUCAAUUCAUCGCCUUCAUUGUUCUCUGUGGAAUGACCCAUUUGUUAAAUGGGUGGACCUACGAACCACACCCGUUUCAGCUCAUGCUCGCUCUCACCAUUUUCAAGUUCCUUACAGCUUUGGUUUCCUUUGCAACCGCCAUAACUUUAGUCACUCUCAUCCCUUUGCUUCUGAAAGUGAAAGUUCGAGAGUUUAUGUUGAGGAAAAAAACAUGGGAUCUGGGUGUAGAAAUGGGUAUGAUCAAGAAACAAAAAGAAGCCGGGUGGCAUGUUCGUAUGCUGACACAAGAAAUCCGAAAAUCACUCGAUCGACACACGAUUCUCUACACCACUCUCGAUAAAUUAUCGGAAAUUUUGGAUUUACAGAAUUGCGCGAUUUGGAUGCCGGAUAAUACGAAAACGGUGAUGAAUCUAACCCAUCAGCUAAAAGGGGGGCAAUCGUCGACGAUUAUUCCAAUUCAAAAUCCCGACGUUCAAGAAAUUAAACAGAGCGAAGGGGUAAAGCUUUUAGACCAUGAAUCAGAGCUCGGAACCCUAAGUAGUGGUGGGCCAGAACCACCUGGAGCGGUGGCGGCAAUUCGAAUGCCGAUGCUUAGGGUUUCCGAUUUCAAAGGUGGGACCCCUGAAAUGAUUCAAGCAUGUUACGCGAUUCUUGUUUUGGUUCUUCCCGGAGGUCAAAUUCGAUCUUGGACUGGUCCGGAGCUCGAGAUAGUCAAAGUAGUGGCUGACCAGGUGGCGGUGGCUCUUUCCCAUGCGGCGGUGCUUGAAGAAUCUCAGCUCAUGAGAGACAAAUUAGCAGAACAAAAUAGAGCUUUACAACAAGCUAAACAUGACGCCAUGAGAGCUAGUCAAGCAAGGAGCUUGUUUCAAACUGUAAUGAGCAAAAGUUUGAGAAAACCUAUGCAUUCAAUCGUGGGUUUGCUUUCCCUUAUACAAGAUGAUAAUCUAAUGAACCAACAAAAGGUUCUUAUCGAUUCAAUGGUGAAAACAAGCAAUGUACUUUCGAUGUUGAUCGAUGAUGUCAUGGAUGAUUCAUCGAAAGAAAGAUUCCCGUUAGAAAUGAGGUCCUUUCGGCUUCAUUCUUUGAUAAAAGAAGCUGCACAUCUUGCAAAGUGUUUGUGUGUUUAUAAAGGGUAUGAAUUUGUAUUGGAUGUUGAUAAAUCUUUACCGGAUAAUGUUAUGGGAGAUGAGAGGCGGGUUUUUCAGGUGAUUUUGCAUAUGGUUGGGAAUCUUUUGAAUCGGGGGAAUGGUGGAGGGGGAAUGGUGUUGAGAAUUUUGAAAGAGAGUGGAAGUUAUGGGAGGAAUGAUCAACGGUGGGCAAGUUGGAGAUCGAAUUCGGGUGAUGGUUAUGUCAGUGUGAAGUUUGAAAUCGGGAUCAACGAUCAUGAUACGAAAUUGGAACGGUCGUUUGCUGAUGAGAGAAUUCGUAGUGGUGGAGUUGAGCAAAGUUUGAGCUUUGGAAUGUGCCGAAAGCUUGUUGAGAUGAUGCAAGGAAAGAUUUGGGUAGUUCCAAAUCCGGUCGGAUUCGAUCAAGCAAUGUCACUCAUUCUCCGAUUCCAACUCCGACCAUCGAUUGUAAUCGGAAUCUCCGAAACCGGUGAAUCAUCAGACCACAACCCGCUAUCCAACUCUAUAUUCCGGAAUCUUCAAGUCCUGCUAGCCGAUGAAGACGACAUGAACCGAGCCGUCACCCGUAAACAACUCGAAAAACUCGGCUGCAUUGUGUCAACCGUCGCCAGUGGUUCCGACUGCAUCAUGGCACUAAACCAGCCCGUAUCAUCGUACCAAAUCGUACUUUUGGAUCUUCAUAUGUCUGAUGUUGAUGGGUUUGAGGUGGCAGCAAGAAUCCGGAAGUCUCGCAGCCGGAAUUGGCCAUUGAUUGUGGCUUUAACAGCCAGUGGGGAUGCAGAUGUGUGGGAAAGAUGCUUGCAGAUGGGAAUUAAUGGAGUUAUUCAAAAACCGGUGGUUUUACAAGGAAUAUCUGAUGAACUCAGG